Contarinia nasturtii (swede midge) is the source of this 1647-nucleotide messenger RNA. RefSeq names its product eukaryotic translation initiation factor 3 subunit E (gene eIF3e). The coding region runs from base 145 to 1461 and encodes 438 amino acids. Lineage: Eukaryota; Metazoa; Arthropoda; Insecta; Diptera; Cecidomyiidae. The record is from RefSeq and is a predicted model, not a curated record. Gene Ontology annotation, molecular function: translation initiation factor activity. The transcript has 6 exons. Gene Ontology annotation, biological process: translational initiation. Gene Ontology annotation, cellular component: cytoplasm; nucleus; eukaryotic translation initiation factor 3 complex.
GUCGGCCAUUUCUUUUGCAACGUCAAGAGCAGCGUGUGUUUCUUGAUUCUGUUUUCAGAAAUAAUUAUCAAAGCUGUGUGAUUUUGUGUCGCAUUUUUAAUCAACAAAAAAGAAAAAAGUAAAUUACAGUGUAAUAACGAAAUAAUGGAACCCGCAAAAAUGGCAAAAAAAUGUGAUCUUACUUCAAAAAUAUGUCAGUAUUUGGAUCGGCAUUUAACAUUUCCACUGCUUGAGUUUUUGUGUGAAAAAGAGACCGAAGAUCAAAAGGCAUUAUGGCAACAGAUCCUCGAUAUAGUCAACAAGACCAAUUUAAUCGAUUAUACCAUGGAUAUUCGCAAGCGUUUGCAGUUGGGCGAUGACAUGCCACAAGAAUUGGCUGAUCGUAAAGCAAAUGUUUAUGCUACUCUUGUCAAAUUACAAGAGGAAGUGUCCCAAAUUACCGAAAUUACGGAAAUUUUGAAGGAUGCGGACAACAUUAAGGAUUCAAAAACAUUUGUUGAAGAAAUCAAAAAGGAAUUCGGCUAUCAACCAGAAUGGGCCGAUAAAGCAUAUCGCAUGGGCAAAUAUUUCUACGAAUGCGGUAAAUACAUGCAAUCAAUAUCGUAUUUGUAUUUCUGUUCGUUGGUUAUGCAACCCACUGACAAGAACUACUUGAACGUAUUAUGGGGUAUUUUGGCUGCUGAAAUUUUGCAGUUGAAUUGGAAUUCAGCAUUGGAAAGUAUGAACCGUUUACGUGACUACAUCGAUAACAGCAAUUUCAGUAACAUCGAAGCAUUGCAACAACGUACUUGGCUGAUCCACUGGAGCGUGUUUAUCUUUGUCAAUCAUCCAAAAGGUCGUGAUUUAAUUAUUGAAAUGUUUUUGUACAAACCAUUGUACUUGAAUGCCAUCCAGACGAUGUGCCCACACAUUUUACGUUAUUUGGCCGCUGCCGUUGUCAUCAAUCCGGGUCGUCGUAAUGCUCUUAAAGAUUUGAUCAAAGUGAUUCAACAAGAAUCGUACACUUACCGUGACCCAAUCACCGAAUUUUUGGAACAUUUGCUGGUCAAUUUCGAUUUUGAAGGUGCACGUUUGAAAUUGCAUGAGUGCCAAACAGUAAUUGAUAACGAUUUCUUCAUCAUCAUUUGGAUGAAUGAAUUCAUUGAAAAUGCGCGUCUCAUGAUUUUUGAAACAUUCUGUCGCAUCCAUCAAUGCAUCACCAUCAGUAUGUUGGCCGAUAAAUUAAACAUGGAACCAAGAGAAGCCGAAUGCUGGAUAGUUAAUUUAAUUCGUAAUGCCCGUUUAGAUGCAAAAAUUGACUCAAAACUUGGCCACGUUGUGAUGGGUUCACAGCCGUUGAGCCCCUAUCAGCAAUUGGUAGAAAAAAUUGAUUCAUUGUCAGUACGUUCAGAAACAUUGACCACUUUAGUAGAAAGGAAACAAGCUAAACUCUCAUAUGCGGAAGGCUACAGCAAGUAUUAAACAAGCUUAUGCAAAAAAGUAACAACAAAACAAACAAUUACAUUCAGACAAACAACAUUACACCGCAACACGAAUUAUUUAAAAAAAAAAUAUUUGCCACAUCGAUACGGGACAUUUCAAUCUGUAAUCUAUUUUUUACAAUAUUUUUGAUAUUGUGCCAAUAAUAAAAUUUAUUGCAAAUGUUAA